AUGAAUAGACAAGAAAUAGAAGCUAUGCUGGAAUCAAAUUCGGACUCAUAUUCGGAAGAUUACGACGAUACUGACGCUGAUCCAAACUGGUCCUCGGAAAGUGAACCGGACGAAAAUAUUUACGAACGUGAAUUAUUGGAUAAUUGUAACGUAACUAUUAAUACGAUUGGUAAUAAUUGGAAUAACGAUUUUUCUAAUGGACAGCUAAAUAGUCAUAUAAUUUUUAAUCCUGAUGUAAAUACUAUUGGAAUAAAUCCAGAUAUAAUUGAAACUAUGUCUGAUGCCAGUCCUAUCGACUUUUUUUAUCUUUUUUUUGACAAAGAAAUUAUUGACAUGUUAGUGGUUGAAACAAACAGGUAUGCUAAUGCUAAAAAAAACACAGCAGGCUUAUCUCGACAUGCUAGAAUUAGAAAAUGGGUCGACACAAAUGAGCAGGAAAUUAAACUCUUUUUUGGUAUUGCUAUGUGGAUGGGCAUGAUGAAACUGCCAUCAAUUGCUCACUAUUGGAAAAAUUAUAUUCUAUAA
This is a messenger RNA of Cinara cedri, 525 nucleotides long. The record is from the annotation of a GenBank genome assembly. Lineage: Eukaryota; Metazoa; Arthropoda; Insecta; Hemiptera; Aphididae.